This is a messenger RNA of Morone saxatilis (striped sea-bass), 1626 nucleotides long. It is a transcript of the gene msi1b, whose product is annotated as musashi RNA binding protein 1b. The coding region runs from base 49 to 333 and encodes 94 amino acids. Gene Ontology annotation, molecular function: RNA binding. Lineage: Eukaryota; Metazoa; Chordata; Actinopteri; Moronidae. The record is from RefSeq and is a predicted model, not a curated record. Gene Ontology annotation, cellular component: cytoplasm. The transcript has 3 exons.
UCUCUCCCCCCCGUUCUUCUCUCUCCCGUUCUUCAGGUCGACGACGCCAUGCUCAUGUUCGACAAGACCACCAACAGACACAGAGGGUUCGGCUUCGUGACGUUUGAGAACGAGGACGUGGUGGAGAAAGUGUGCGAGAUCCACUUCCACGAGAUCAACAACAAAAUGGUGGAGUGUAAGAAGGCUCAGCCCAAGGAGGUGAUGUCCCCCACGGGCUCAGCCAGGGGGCGCUCUCGUGUGAUGCCCUAUGGGAUGGACGCCUUCAUGCUGGGCAUUGGUAUGCUGGGUAAGGUAGUAUUGAUCAGGACAGGAAGGAUGUGGCUGCACGCGUGAACCCGAUGAGGCCGCAGCUGCCUUAAAGGUCACGUGGUGCCUCGUGGCGGGCGGCGGCGGGGGAGAAAGCUGACCACUUUAACUGAGCUCAGCUCGAUAAACAUUUUAUAUUCAGUGUUUAAACCUGCAAGUAAACAUUUAAAUCACUAAUUAGCCUGAUUACAGGAAGUCCUGUCGUCUAAACACCUAAAAUCUUUAACUUUGUCACAUUAAAAUACACAACUACACUACAGACAACAUUUAACACAAACUAUUUACAUCAUAACUAAAUAAAUAAGGAAGAACCAUGAAUGAAUUAUGGUCUUUUUAGCAGCAGUCAAACCUAAGGUGUCGUCAUUAACGUCCAGGUGAAAUUAAAAAUGUCCGUUUAACCCUUUAAGAUCAAAUCCUCACUUAUAUUGUUCCCAUAUUUAACAAUUUAUGCCAAAAACAUUCACAAAAACUAAACUUAUUUGUGUUUUUGUAUCAAAAUCCAAUUAUUGGAUAUAUUUUAUGGAGAGAAUAUUAUAAUAUAGCGUCUGUACAGUGUGACAAAAAAAUACAUAAUACAUAAACUUACAGUGGAUGAGCUGAUGUGGUUUAAUGAGAUAAAUACAAAUAUUGUCCUAAAUUAAAUCAUUAAAACCUAUAAUUUGAAAAUGAAUUUACAGGUCUUAAACAUUUAUUGGGUUGAUUAACUUAAUGUUACUCGUAUAAAGUUGCAUGUUUGAGUCCUCUCACACUUUCUUUUAGGUUUGUUUCAGGGAACAAUAUCAUAUUUAAUAUAUAAAUAUUCUAAUUAAUCAUCACAUCAGUUUUCCUUCAUAUACUUCCAACUUUUUUUUGCCUAUUUGGACAUAAAAUAGGUCUUAAAUUGGGUUCAUAAAGGUCUUAAAAAGUCCUGCAGAACCUCUGAUUAUAGUUUUACUUAUAACCACAAUGAUUAAUAUGUUAUAAAAGGUUUAAUGUCACAUUUAAAUGAAUUUAUUUUUGUACUUCCAGUAAGUUUUUGGACGGAUUAAUAACAGAAAGGUCCAAACAGAAACCCAUAAUGCACCACUCUAAACCCCAAACCUCCGCUUUAUAACCCCUUAUAGACCUUUUUCACAGCAGCUGUGUUGGACAUUAAAUAGUUGGGUAAACACCGGUGUUACAAUGAUUCAGUUACAUCGGUUCCACCUGUGUUUACCCAACUAUUUAAUGUCCAAAUCAGCUGCUGUGAAAAACGCUCAUUAUUAGACGUUUUUCGGUCUCAAGCCUAAGAUAACCACCCGAUGACAUCACUAUGACGUCAUCCGGGGUUAUUUUUAAAAA